AGAUUGAGGAAAGUCCACCACCAUGGUUAGCUGCCGGAUUGCAAGGCGGGUGGCUGUCCUAGUUUUAAUCGUAUCAUAUUCUUCGUUGGAUAUCGCGGCAACAACCACAACUGACAUGCCUACAAAUGGUACUAACACUUCUCCAUCAACAAUGGAUGCUACUGUCGACACAACAGAAACAAUGUCUCCUAUCCCAACGUCUGGCAUGGAGUCUUCAUCCACAUACUCCUCGACAACAUCUACCCAAAUCAUGACAACAUCGAAUACCACUGACGCUGGGUCCUUCACAACAUAUAACGCAACGGAUACCACUACCACAGAUACCACCACUACCACAGAUUCAGGGAGUUCUACAACAGAUGGUACCAUGAAUGAAACAACUCCUACAUCAACCACUGACGCAGAGUUCACCGCAACAAAUAACGCAACGGAUUCAGAUACCACCGCUACCACAGAUUCAGGGAGUUCUACAACAGGUGUUACCAUGAAUGUCACAACCCCUACUUCCAUCAUGACCACAAUAAACAGUAAUACUACAGAACCCGACAAUACAACAUCCCCCACCAUGGCCACAGUGGACAUGAAUACUACCACGAUGUUGCCAUCAACAACUGAUUGAGGAAAGUCCACCACCAUGGUUAGCUGCCGGAUUGCAAGGCGGGUGGCUGUCCUAGUUUUAAUCGUAUCAUAUUCUUCGUUGGAUAUCGCGGCAACAACCACAACUGACAUGCCUACAAAUGGUACUAACACUUCUCCAUCAACAAUGGAUGCUACUGUCGACACAACAGAAACAAUGUCUCCUAUCCCAACGUCUGGCAUGGAGUCUUCAUCCACAUACUCCUCGACAACAUCUACCCAAAUCAUGACAACAUCGAAUACCACUGACGCUGGGUCCUUCACAACAUAUAACGCAACGGAUACCACUACCACAGAUACCACCACUACCACAGAUUCAGGGAGUUCUACAACAGAUGGUACCAUGAAUGAAACAACUCCUACAUCAACCACUGACGCAGAGUUCACCGCAACAAAUAACGCAACGGAUUCAGAUACCACCGCUACCACAGAUUCAGGGAGUUCUACAACAGGUGUUACCAUGAAUGUCACAACCCCUACUUCCAUCAUGACCACAAUAAACAGUAAUACUACAGAACCCGACAAUACAACAUCCCCCACCAUGGCCACAGUGGACAUGAAUACUACCACGAUGUUGCCAUCAACAACUGAUUGAGGAAAGUCCACCACCAUGGUUAGCUGCCGGAUUGCAAGGCGGGUGGCUGUCCUAGUUUUAAUCGUAUCAUAUUCUUCGUUGGAUAUCGCGGCAACAACCACAACUGACAUGCCUACAAAUGGUACUAACACUUCUCCAUCAACAAUGGAUGCUACUGUCGACACAACAGAAACAAUGUCUCCUAUCCCAACGUCUGGCAUGGAGUCUUCAUCCACAUACUCCUCGACAACAUCUACCCAAAUCAUGACAACAUCGAAUACCACUGACGCUGGGUCCUUCACAACAUAUAACGCAACGGAUACCACUACCACAGAUACCACCACUACCACAGAUUCAGGGAGUUCUACAACAGAUGGUACCAUGAAUGAAACAACUCCUACAUCAACCACUGACGCAGAGUUCACCGCAACAAAUAACGCAACGGAUUCAGAUACCACCGCUACCACAGAUUCAGGGAGUUCUACAACAGGUGUUACCAUGAAUGUCACAACCCCUACUUCCAUCAUGACCACAAUAAACAGUAAUACUACAGAACCCGACAAUACAACAUCCCCCACCAUGGCCACAGUGGACAUGAAUACUACCACGAUGUUGCCAUCAACAACUGAUUGAGGAAAGUCCACCACCAUGGUUAGCUGCCGGAUUGCAAGGCGGGUGGCUGUCCUAGUUUUAAUCGUAUCAUAUUCUUCGUUGGAUAUCGCGGCAACAACCACAACUGACAUGCCUACAAAUGGUACUAACACUUCUCCAUCAACAAUGGAUGCUACUGUCGACACAACAGAAACAAUGUCUCCUAUCCCAACGUCUGGCAUGGAGUCUUCAUCCACAUACUCCUCGACAACAUCUACCCAAAUCAUGACAACAUCGAAUACCACUGACGCUGGGUCCUUCACAACAUAUAACGCAACGGAUACCACUACCACAGAUACCACCACUACCACAGAUUCAGGGAGUUCUACAACAGAUGGUACCAUGAAUGAAACAACUCCUACAUCAACCACUGACGCAGAGUUCACCGCAACAAAUAACGCAACGGAUUCAGAUACCACCGCUACCACAGAUUCAGGGAGUUCUACAACAGGUGUUACCAUGAAUGUCACAACCCCUACUUCCAUCAUGACCACAAUAAACAGUAAUACUACAGAACCCGACAAUACAACAUCCCCCACCAUGGCCACAGUGGACAUGAAUACUACCACGAUGUUGCCAUCAACAACUGAAUCUGAUACCGGUUCGCCAACUUCUUCGAGUGGAUUGGGCUCAACAACGAUGAAUUCAACAAAAUCGAUGGUUACUGCCGAUAAUUCAACGACUACUGACCCGGUGUCCGCAACGAUGUCGAAUACUAAAGAAAAUGUGACGUCAUCGACCAUGGUCUUUACAACAGACAAUAUAUCAUCAUCGACGACAUUGCCAACAACCAUGUUCAAUGUCUCGGACAAUGCAACGAUAUCUACGACUUCGACGAUGACAGUGUCCGAUACGACAAGUGACGCUGAAAACACUUCGAUGAUGAUAUCGACAGAAGGGCAGAUGAUAACAAAUGACUCAGAUAUCAUUUCGUCACCACCAACAGUAUCAACGACUGAGCCUAAUAUAAGUUCAACUGAAUCGCCAGGAGGUAACUUCGUAAUGAAACGUUGUUUAUUUCAAUUUUUUUUUCUUCUUUUAUCAUCAUGAUUAUAUAAAGCUUGUACAAGAUCGAUAUAGUCGAUGCAACCCUUCAACAUCCCUAUGACAUCUCAAAUUAGCCCUCCCAAAAAAUUAUUUUCAAUGACAAAUAUUCGCCGUUUUCUCCUGUGAAGGUGUUUAGGAAAUACAUUUUAAUCAAAUAAAAAAAUGAAAGGUAAAACAUUCCACCGGAUAUGUUGAAAAGGGAAAUGCACCUUAGAGCAGGGUGCGACAUAAGCGCUGGCCCGAUUGCCCGGGGCAAGUAAAAGUUAGAGUCGGGCAAGUGUUUUGAAGCAAAGAAUCGGGCAAGCAAAAUUCUCCUAUGGAAAUUAUAUUUUAGAAAGAUUCCCCAUAUUUCACCAUCAAAAUAUAGAAAAGAAAAAGAGACAAAAAAGCAAUAUCAUUAAUUUCUUCUUUCGAAUUGCAAAAUUUGCGCCAUUUUCUGCAAUAAACACACAGCUCAGAGACGUACACACACACAUCCUGGUCGGUAUGCAAGUCAUCCACUAUCAAUUUUUUUUAAUAUUUGUAUUUUAUUAUAUGAAAUUUGAAAAUGUUCUACUCAUUGUCAGUCAAGUUGGUCCGUAUUGCCAAAUCUAUAAAAAAAUGAAAUAUUCAAACAAUAAAAAGCAAAAUGAUUAGUGAGGGAGGGUCGUAAUCGAGUGUCUCAUUUACAUUUUACUGAAUUGUGCAAAUAACUGUUUUGUUAAAAAUAAGCGAAACUUUAAAAUGUCAUAACUUUUUUUUACAUUCGAUUUUGAUAAAAUUUUCAGUGUUAUACUAGCUUGAUUUUUUUUCUAUUUAUUCAACUUUUUUUUCUGGGGGUGGACUUGACCUUUAAUAUCAUAAAAAUUGGUGAGGACUUUUUUGGGGGGUGGCUCUUUUGUUUCGUCUUAUGUUAUCCCGGGUUUCACCAUUAGAAUAUAGUAUAGGCGUUUUAUUGAGAAAUCCAACAACAAAAUGAUAUUAAUUGAGGAAAUCAUUUACAUUAUGUAAUAAAUAUGGUAACACGCAAUCAUCCCUCUAUCUCCCCCCCUCUUUAUCACGCUCUCUCUCUUUCUCUCUCUCUCUCGUCUCUCUUAUUCUCCCCACCCCAACUGCCCCUCUAUACAUUCUAAUCAACACUCUGUAUGACCACGUCCGUCGACAAAACAAACUGAUUUAAAUAGAUUUAGUGAUGAUAAUGUCAUAUUUUACCCAGGGUAACAAAUUAAUUUCCUGAAUAACAUAAGAAAACUCAAAAUGCUCAUUAAUAUUUCAUCAAAAUCGUUCUAGAUUAUUAUGACACUUUUAAAGUUUCCUUCAUCUGCGUAAUCUACAUUACCGCCAAUGAUAUGUAGAUCACUGAUGUGUGAAUACAUUUG
Messenger RNA from Lytechinus pictus (painted urchin), 4266 nucleotides. Its product is annotated as mucin-2-like. The transcript has 5 exons. NCBI's taxonomy places the organism in Eukaryota, Metazoa, Echinodermata, Echinoidea, Temnopleuroida, Toxopneustidae. The record is from RefSeq and is a predicted model, not a curated record. Bases 1859 to 2911 code for a protein of 350 amino acids.